CGUACUACGUAGUACCCAGCGCAACUUUAGGUUAGCAUAGCCGUAGCCCAAACAGACGUGCUUCUCCGAAUAAUCCUCGAACUAGUUCCAUGCGUACUAAUGCCUUGCCAUAUUACGAAUAUAUUGUCGUAAACUAUCAUUUAUUACAUCUUCGUGCCAGUCCAAAUGCGUGUCGGAGCACGUCGAAACUGUCUUGGCUUAGCUUGCUAGCUUUAAAACAAAGCCAGAGAUCGGCGUUGGGAGAGUCGCGCGACAAUGUGUGCAAAACGUUUGAAAAAGGAUUUUGUGGACGAACUUCGUCAAACUAAAGAGAAGAAUGGGCGACAACGACUGGACGCUGGUAGCGAGCAGCCUCGCGUUGCGUUGCACAGAGCAGACAUCAAUGAGAAACGUCUUCAUCCUGAGCUGCAGGAGCCAGCGACCUUCCACACGAAACAGCGUGAGGAACCAGAAAUCCACCACAUUAAAGAUGAAGAGCAGGAGGCAGAUAUCAACAAGUUUCCAUUGAGUCUUGUCAUUGUGAAGUGUGAAGAUGAUGAAGAGCAAGGUCAGAGGUCACAGCCCCAUCCCAGGAAAGGUAAAGAGAAGAGAGGGGUGGAGCAUUCAAGCUGCAGCUCAAGUCAAUGUGUGACAACAGAAGGUGAUGGAGACGGCCGUGGAAAAUCACAAGCAGGCAGCCCCUUAGCUCCACUGUCAGAUAGUGACGGCAUGACCACGCACUCUACUGACACUGACGAUGAUGAACACUCCAAAUCUGACAAGACAUCUCAGAAGAAACGCUGGAAAUGUUCACAGUGUGGGAAAGCCUUUGAUGCCAAGUAUAAUUUGAAAGUACACAUGCGAACGCACACGGGAGAAAAACCUUUCCUCUGCUCAAUAUGCGGUAAAAGCUUCUCUGUAAAGGGAUAUUUAAGAACACACACGAGAACACACACUGGAGAGAAACCCUAUGCCUGCUCAGCUUGUGGGAAAGGUUUCCCCAGACUGGGACAGUUAAAAACACACACAAGAACACACACUGGGGAGAAACCUUUUGCCUGCUCAGUUUGCGGUAAAAGCUUCUAUAUAAAGGGAAGUUUAAUAAGGCACACGAGAAUACACACAGGUGAGAAACCGUUCGCUUGCUCAGUUUGCGGCAAAAGAUUCUUACUGAAGACACAUUUAAGAACACACAUAAGAACGCACACUGAGGAGAAACCGUUUGUUUGUUCAGUUUGUGGUAAAAGGUUCUCCAGGAAUGGAAAUUUAAGAACUCACACAAGAACACACACCGGGGAAAAAGACUUUGUCUGUUCAAUAUGUGGUAAAAGAUUUGCUGAGAAGGGAUGUUUGACAAGACACACGAGAACACACACUGGAGAAAAACCUUUUCCUUGCUCAGUUUGUGGUAAAAGAUUCUCUGUCAAGGGACGUUUAAUUCGGCAUACAAGAACACACACUGGAGAGAAACCUUUUUCAUGCUUCAUUUGUGGUAAAAGGUUCAUUCAGAAGGUACAAUUGGGAAUACAUAUAAGAACACACACCGGGGGGUAAUUGCUUCUCGCUUCAUCCUCACAUUACAGAAUAAAAGGAGAUCGAAAGCAAUGUUAAAGGAG
Syngnathus typhle (broad-nosed pipefish) is the source of this 1595-nucleotide messenger RNA. RefSeq names its product gastrula zinc finger protein XlCGF57.1-like. Gene Ontology annotation, molecular function: RNA polymerase II cis-regulatory region sequence-specific DNA binding; DNA-binding transcription factor activity. NCBI's taxonomy places the organism in Eukaryota, Metazoa, Chordata, Actinopteri, Syngnathiformes, Syngnathidae. The transcript has 2 exons. Gene Ontology annotation, biological process: regulation of transcription by RNA polymerase II. The record is from RefSeq and is a predicted model, not a curated record. Bases 256 to 1533 code for a protein of 425 amino acids.